AUGAACGGCCAAACGAAGGCGAAUUCGCCGCUGAACAAGUUGGGCGCACCAAAAAAGACGGUUAAUGGAUCGAUUGAGGUACUUGCCGAGUCGGAACCACUUGUCAGUCAAAGUUCGGAGAAGAUCGAACGUCCGAGCACUGUACGGCAGCUUCUCACGGUCACCGUCUUCUUGCUAUGCGUCACACAGGUAAAUCCUUGCUUUUCAAAGCGUACGAUGGACGAAUCAAUAAUUCAGUACGUCUACGGCAUCACCGACCACUCCUCGCUGAUGAAAAUACAGUUUGCCGCUUCAGCUCUCGCUUUUAUCAGCUCCAUAGAGCAUAUUGUGCGGAGUGCGAACAGUGGAGACAGGCAAAGUGUCUAUCUGCUCUACCGGUAAGCAAUACUUACGGAAACGGAAGAAAUACGGACUUUUCAGCACCGCCGCCACCGUCUUUUACAUCGCGUGCCUCUUCAUCAACUUGACGCAUUGUAUGGAAGAGAUCAGCGACAUCAACACGGGCCCGCAGGAAAUUGAGCAUGCUCAUAACGAGUCGAUUGCUUCUUCUGGAGCUGAGGACGUCCCGACUACAAAGGAGAAUCACGGAGAACAUGGACAUCCGAUGACCGGUACGAGAAGUUGCAGUAUUUUGGAAAUUAUGAAAGAAAGGGCGGCGAGACCAUGAAAAAAACUGAUUGACGCAUUAGUUCCUGCAAAUGUUUGCUGCCGGCGCAAAUAUGUCGGAAUUGUGAUGCUCUACAGUGACUUGCAAGACGUUGGGCCGAGCCGGAUCAAAACGUGAAAUACAGCCAUUGAGUAUGUCAUGCUCUCUUGUUUGUUCGGAAAACCUCGACCAACAAUAACUUUUUUGACCGAAAUUUUUCCGGACAGUACAAAUUUUUUGGGAGUGUUUGAAAAAUAUCGACUAUGAAAACUCAGCGAUAACAAUCCAAAAUCAUUUCAGACUACACCCUGUACCUCUCUGGCACGGAUUUGGUGAUCAAGACGGUGUUCAGUCUGGUGUGCAACUCCCUCUCCAUCUCCUACUUUGGAUCCUUCAUCGCCAUCGUCUCCCCGUCCGUGUUCACACUUGCCGUCUACUUCUACACGUUCACCGAGAGACACUACUUUGGCGAAUGGCUCGAUCAUCAUCUGGAGCCCGUCGUCGCCAUACUCCUGACCAGUGCUUGCAUUGGCAUUGCCAUGUACUCGAGUGAGAAUUCACAAGACGUCAUUAUCAAAGUCUAUAUUCAAUCAUUUCAGUUUUCCGCAAGAAGCAGUACCUGUUGGCCGAAGGACCGAACGACUUUAGCAUUGACAAAAUCAGUGAUUCGGUGAAGGCCAAGAAUAAGAAUCUGGAGAAGAUAGAUCACGUACACGCGAGCUGUGCCUGGCCUGAGGGUUUCACAGUGUCCCUAAAGGCUUAUAUCGAGGUAUACGCUCGCUCCACUUGCAUGUGUUUUAUAUAUAAGAAGAUUUACCGUAUUCUCCGCAAAUUUAAAGACAUAGAACGCAAAUACGUCGUCGAGAAAGGCGUCAAUUUGAAAACUCGAGCAAAUUUAUAAUAAAACAUCGUCUGCGCUCGAUUCGCACUUGUUUCGUAGCAUUUUGUGAAAAUGCCCUGAUACCGCCAGGAUUGCAGAAUUUUGGUCCUCUCCUUUUUCCUUUCCCCCCGAGGUUUCUAUUCAAUUUUUCUGUUCCAGGUCGAGAAGCACAACAAGGACUGGGUGUCGCAAGCGGCCAACGACUUUGCCGAGAUCAAAACGCUGUUGCACGCGGAAAUCAAAGCUGAAGGCGCCACAGAGGUGAGUUCGAAACAUGUGGUCCCAUCGCGGAGGCAAACGGAUGAGCAGGGUCAUUGUAGAUCAAUCAAUGCAGUGAAGUGAAGUUGGCAGCCGAGAAGAGUGGGAGAGGGAGUAGUAAAGAGAAGCUCAGUGGGGUGAUAGAUGAGCAGGCGGACCCGAUUGAAGGGCACCCGAGUGUAAAGAUAUUUGUGAUGAAUCGAAAUUUUUGAGAAUCGGAUAGAAGAAGAUUGGCGAGUGGCGAGAAAUGAAUUGAGACAUGUCAAUUUUCAGGUGAUUGUGGAGCCCGUCUUCGUCGACAGAAACGAAAAUUCCAAUUUCACGGACCCGAUCUGCAUUUCCAGAAGCUGCCACACGGAAAACGUUGGAUGCUGCACGAAUCCGAAAUCCGUGGAGACCUCGGCAUAA
Molecule: messenger RNA, 2192 nt
Organism: Caenorhabditis sp. 36 PRJEB53466
Lineage: Eukaryota; Metazoa; Nematoda; Chromadorea; Rhabditida; Rhabditidae
Source: the annotation of a GenBank genome assembly